AUGGUUUAUGGCUAUGCACCUGUGAAAAUUGCAUUUGCUAAAACUGCUCAUAUCGAUUACAAAAAAUACCCUUGGGCACCUCGGCAAGAAAGACAAUGGAAUAAAAGACCGAACACUGCAGAACAUUUCCAAGAAGAAGAACAAGUCAACUUAGCAAUAUUCGGUCAUAAGUUGUUACAUGAUGCUCGAAAGAUUACAAAAGAUGAACGGUCCAAAGUUCGUGAAAUGUUAUCUAAAGUAAGAACAGAUACACAAAACGACGUGCAAUACAUAGUCGGAGACCCUGUUUAUCGACUACGACAGAAGAAUAAGAAACAUGAACCCACAUGGGAUGGUCCCUAUACAAUUUCACAACAAGUUGGAAACCACACAUAUAAGAUUAAAACCAAAAACGGAAAGGAAAGCAAAUAUACUAACCAUAGUACAAAGCUAAGACCGGCUUAUGCAGAGCAAGGCUCAGCUAUCCGAACGGCAGCAGAGUACACUAGAGUCUACAACGAUCAGGAACGAAAAUAUUACAUCAAGACACUAGAAGAUAUUAUAAAUGACAAGGUUUUCAAUUGA
This is a messenger RNA of Vanderwaltozyma polyspora DSM 70294, 564 nucleotides long. RefSeq names its product Tkp3 protein. The transcript has a single exon. Lineage: Eukaryota; Fungi; Ascomycota; Saccharomycetes; Saccharomycetales; Saccharomycetaceae. Bases 1 to 564 code for a protein of 187 amino acids. The record is from RefSeq and is a predicted model, not a curated record.